Athalia rosae (coleseed sawfly) is the source of this 2325-nucleotide messenger RNA. RefSeq lists its product as uncharacterized. NCBI's taxonomy places the organism in Eukaryota, Metazoa, Arthropoda, Insecta, Hymenoptera, Athaliidae. The record is from RefSeq and is a predicted model, not a curated record. The transcript is spliced from 4 exons. Bases 304 to 1542 code for a protein of 412 amino acids.
UGGACCUCCUAGGUUCAUGGUCUGAAAACUUGAAUUCAAUUAUUGACUGAACCAUAGACUUGUCUAUGGUAUGAACUGACCUGACAUACAAAACAGUGGCCAAAUACUCAGGAACAAGUUUUAUUCAAUGCAGUCGCCACUCAUUAAUGAUCUGAUCAUUGUGCUAGAGAAUUAUAAAGUACGAAAUAUAGUUAUCGAGAUAGUUACUCAAUGAUUAUAAUAAGUAGCUCCAAUUGCUCGAGCGAAAGUUCAGUUGAGGUGACUGUUCGAUGUGGGAAAAUAGUAGUGUAAAGUAACCUCAAAAUGAUAUGCAUCAAUUUUUUGCAUGGUGUUACGGGUGAAGUUGCCGAAAUUCCGAGCCCUUACAAAGCAAUAAUUUACUUCGAAUUGGACGGGGUAUUACAAACCGCAUAUUUGAAGAGUCAGAGAUUCUAUAAAAAUGGCAAACAUCUAUGUGACAAUCAAAACCUCCAGAAAUUUUUAAAAAUUGGAUACAAGGUGAAAUUUUCAUGCCAUCUCAUCGACAAUCCAGAUCCGGGACAAUGCCAAUGGUUUGUUACAAGUUGUUGGCGACAUAAUGAUGAUAAGGAUACUCGACUCGUGAUGUCAACUGGUAUAAUGAAUGUAGCAGGAACGAUAAUAGACCUUAAGCAACGCCAUGGAACAUUGCUAAUGACAGACUUAUUGGGUACCGAAUAUCGGGUACAUUUUCUGGCCAGCAAAGUUUAUUUGUUUGGGAAAAGAGUAUCAUCAUCUAAACCGCUUUCCAGUCAGCUUCAUAUUGAUGAUCAAGUUUACUUUGAUGCUAUACCUUGCUUUCCUGAAGAGAAUCGUCAUAAUUGUAACUGGUUUGCAACUUGUGUACAUAAAGGAAAAAAACCGGAGAAACUUUCGUACUAUGUCCAGAAUAAAGUAGAUAGUAAAGAUCUCCUGACAGCUGUUGAAGCAGAUGAUAAUUUAGUAGGAAAUGAAGUACUAGAUAAUUUUAGUACAAUCAAUGGAUCUCCCACUCAUUGUCAGCAGCAGGAAAUUGACAUACUUGAGAAUGCUGUUAAACAAACUGGAAACAGCAAUGAAGAAUUUCAGUCUCCAGAGAUUUUUGGUGUCAGUGACAUGGAAUUCCUCACCGAGGAAACAUCCAGUAAGCAUAUUGAGCCUCAUCCUCGACUGAGUGCUAAAAUGCUGCAGGAACUCAAAAUGGUGACCAACAAUCCUCGGGCAGUGUUUGCAACAACUGAAGGUUUCAUUCUCGAAAUACUAAACGAAGAAUACGGAGUAAUUCUAGGAGAGUUCAAACGCAACAUCUUUCAGACAAUUUUAUUCCAUCGCAGUAACGCAUUUCUAUUCGGGAUGAGCCUUGCCAAUACAAAACUCACAGAAAUCUUCAUUGACGGUGAUCGCGUACGAUUUAUCGCCGUUGAUGCGCCAAAGCAAUUUGUCUGUGACUGGAUCGCGAUUCAGGUAUCUGUCGCUUGCCACGGACUUGCAGAAGAUUCAGACCUACCGGAAGAAGAAAUUACCGAAGGAUUGCCGCUGGAAUAAAGACCGCAAGGUACACAAUAAUCUGCGCCCGAACGCUCUCUGUGAAAUAUCCAAGUUAUCUCGUCGAAAUCGAUUGCGCUUUUUUUUGUUCGUUUGUUCUCCUCAAUGAUUUACAAUUCAUUCUAUUUCUUUAUCGUUCUGCAAUGUUUUCUUUGUUUUUUGGUUCUCAUCGUCUUGCUAAUCAUCAGUUUUAGUGUAGUGAUCUAAUCCUUGUUUUUUUCUUCGUUAAAAUUCGUGCUACAAUGAUGAUGAUGCUGGUGAUAGUGAUUUCGUUCGUAUUAUGGGGCUAUGAUAAACCGCUGUUGGUAUUAGCGACGUUGCAAUGAGCACGUAAUAGCGUGUGUCGAGGUAUAAGGUACGCAAGAUAUAAUGAGAGGCGAUGAAAAUGGCAGAGUUGUGGGCGAUACGGAUAAGAGCGUGCUCAGCCAGGUGUCGUAGUAUUUUUACGUAACUAUAACUUUCGCGUGUUUGAUGCGUUUCUGCGUGGUCGUUUAUUUUUGGUCACAUCUCCCAGUCUGCGAUGUAAGAAAGAAAAAAAAAAUAUAUAUACCCACGGAUCGAAAGGUGACUCAAACCAACGACUAUUUUCUUAUGUAUUUGUCUAUAAUGCAAUGUACCUGGAUGUGAUACAUAUUAUGUAUCUAUGUAUGCAUAGAAUAUCACAAACGUGAUAUGUUCACAAAGUUAUGUGAUGGAUUCGUAAAAUUGUUGAUUCAGCUUUACGUUUUCAACAAAGAUUCUUAUAACAUUGAAAAUACAUGUAUAUUUUUUAUUGUUGUUGAA